Durotheca rogersii is the source of this 1785-nucleotide messenger RNA. Its product is annotated as fatty acid desaturase-domain-containing protein. The record is from RefSeq and is a predicted model, not a curated record. Gene Ontology annotation, biological process: lipid metabolic process. Gene Ontology annotation, molecular function: oxidoreductase activity. The transcript is spliced from 4 exons. NCBI's taxonomy places the organism in Eukaryota, Fungi, Ascomycota, Sordariomycetes, Xylariales, Xylariaceae. Bases 299 to 1501 code for a protein of 400 amino acids.
AUGUAAUUGGGCCCGUUAAAUAAUCGUGGUCUCUUCAGGGGCUUUACCUAGCUGGAUCUGGCCGGACUAGUAAUACCAGAUAAGAUCGGUUUCCAUAGAGGAAGAUAAAGAAAAAAAAAUCCUGCUGUCCAUAAUUUGGCUGUAGGGUUGUUUCUCUCUCUUCCCCUCCUACGAAGGUCCCCAAGACGAAAGGCUGUCGAAUUGUUCUGGCAUUCUAUCAGAUCGCUGGUCCUGCGAUAGCCACUUCAGCUGUGCUGAUAUUAUACCCUCUUAUCGACAAGAAUUAGAUCUUGUCGCUAUGUUGACCGUCACUCAGGUCGAGAGAGCCGAGCCGAGGUCUCGGCCGGCGAAGGCGAAUGUUAAGCCGAAGCAGCAGCAGGAGUUUCCCGACAUCAACACGAUUCGGAAGGCUAUUCCUGCGCACUGCUUCGAGCCCUCGACCCUAAGGUCGCUCUCCUACGUUGCCCGUGACGUAGCAAUGGCUGCUGGGCUCGUGUACGGAGCCCUGACCUACAUCCCGACGGUGGCUGACCCCGUCUACCGGGCGCUGCUGUGGACUGCGUAUGGGUUUCUGCAAGGCCUCGUGUGCGUCGGCAUCUGGAUUCUGGCGCACGAAUGCGGCCACGGAGCCUUCUCGGUCCACCGGCGCCUGAAUGAUUUCGUCGGCUGGGUCCUGCACUCGGCGCUCCUCGUGCCCUUCUUCUCGUGGAAGUUCUCUCACGCCCGGCACCACCGCUUCACCGGCCAUAUGCAGAAGGACAUGGCGUUCGUGCCUAGGACAUCGCCGUCUUACUUCGUCGAGAAGCUAGGCAAGGCCUUGAGCUCCUUUGUCGACGCCGAGGUUUUGGAGGACGCGCCCAUUAUCAACCUCAUUCGCCUAUUGGGCCAGCAGCUAGGAGGCUGGCAGGUGUAUCUGCUCAUCAACGCCACGGCCGGCGAUGACAGCCUUCAGAACAAGGACUCCAAAUGGUGGAGGCGCAGCCAUUUUGACCCUUUCAGCGGAGUCUUCCGCCCCCAGGAAGCCUUGUAUAUUUUCCUCUCGGAUGUUGGCCUCGCCCUCACUCUCGUCGGCCUCUAUUUUGCUUCGAUGGCCUUGGACUGGCAGACCGUGUUCCUGCUCUACGGAGUUCCGUAUUUUUGGAUCAACCACUGGCUGGUUGCCAUUACGUAUCUCCACCACACGCAUCAAGACGUUCCCCACUACGACGGCGAGCGGUGGACAUUUGUGUCAGGGGCGCUCGCGACUGUCGAUCGUGACUUUGGCUUCGUCGGCCGCCACAUUUUCCACGGCAUCAUCGAUACCCAUGUCGUCCACCAUCUUUUCUCUCGAAUCCCGUUCUAUCAUGCAGAAGAAGCCACGAAGGCUAUCAAGCCUCUUCUUGGCGAUCUCUACCACAGCGAUGAAAGCUCCUUCGUCGGAAGCUUGUGGGAGACGUCUUGCUCCUGCCAGUACGUGGAGAUGGACCCCAAGGAUCCCGGCGUUAUGAGGUGGGCCAAGUAGUCCGGCCCUUCUGAUUUCGUCUCCUUUGCAUGCUCAUGUUGAUGGACGGCCAAUUAUAUAUACAUUUACCGUACUUAGAAUCUCGUGAUAGCUUAUCGUAUCCGGCAUAGAAAAGCCAUAGAUAUCAUACAGGUUAGAGAAGAGGAAUCAAGACCUCUGCAUCCCUAAUCAGGGAGCAUUAUCCAUUGCCCUUUUUUAUCGGGCAUACACUACUGACUCGUCGUUGCUCUUAGUCGUCUGCGAUGAACUUGUAGAAUCAAAAGUUGUUUCCUCUUCUACCCUAC